Messenger RNA from Callorhinchus milii (elephant shark), 1020 nucleotides. RefSeq names its product transmembrane 4 L6 family member 1-like. Gene Ontology annotation, cellular component: membrane. The record is from RefSeq and is marked provisional. Lineage: Eukaryota; Metazoa; Chordata; Chondrichthyes; Chimaeriformes; Callorhinchidae.
AGAACAGGAUUCGGUACCAGUUAACGCAGAGGUCUUGUAAGGAUUUCAUUCAAGCAGACCGAAGUGGAUAAUCUGAGAAAUUCACAGCUGAGCUAAACAUUCACUUUCCACAAUCGCUUUGCAAAGCACUCAAGCACAAUGUGCACAGGGAAAUGUGCAAAAUGUAUUGGAGGAGCAUUGUUUCCACUUGCUUUGUGCUCCAUCGUGGCAAAUAUCCUCCUUUAUUUCCCAAAUGGACAAAUAAUUGAAAUUGAUGAGAUAACUGACUUUGUUUGGUUUUUCCCUGGUAUUGCUGGCGGUGGAAUACUGAUCCUUUUACCAGCAUUCAUGAUGUUUUGGGCUGGUGGAGAUGGAUGCUGUGGUAACAGAUGUGGGAUGAUGUUGUCCGUAUUACUGUCUGCAGGAGGUUUCAUUGGGGCUGGUUACUGCACAGUAAUCUCAGGAUAUGCUCUAGCACAAGGCCCACUUUGUGAAACUGGAAAUGGAAAAUUUGAAUAUCCUUUCAGAAAUGAUAUUUUAACAGAACAUUAUUUGCUAAAUCAAACAUCGUGGGAGCUUUGUAAAAAGCCAGAAAAUAUUGUCCUUUGGAAUCUGGUCCUGUUUUCAGCAUUGUUAGGUCUUGGUGCAAUAGAUCUGCUUCUGUGCCUCAUUCAGGUUAUUAAUGGACUAUUUGGGUGUUUAUGUGGCACUUGCAUUCGUCACAGACAGGAUAAUAUUAUUUGAACAGCACAGUGAAGAAUCUUCAAGAUGUCCAACUUCUUGACUCUUUAUUAAUUGUGACUACAUAUGUUUAGUUAAUAAGGGACCUUCUAUUGCAGAAGCUUAAAAUGAUAAAACCCUUCAAGUCAAUUAUUCUUGUAGGCUAAUAUUUGAAUUUAUAAUAAAACAUUAUUUGGAGAAAAAGAACAUUAUUGUAAGGUAAUUCUGCCAACAACAACUUGCAUAUAUAUAGAGCCUUUCACAUAGGGUGGUUACUCGCAGUGCUGUCUCCAAGUGGGUAAAUAAAACUCAGUUAUUAUU